Molecule: messenger RNA, 615 nt
Organism: Ostertagia ostertagi
Lineage: Eukaryota; Metazoa; Nematoda; Chromadorea; Rhabditida; Trichostrongylidae
Source: the annotation of a GenBank genome assembly
ACCUGGGAGCAGUUGCUGUACGUAAAAAUCAAGUUACAAGCAGCGCUACGAGCCUUCAACCAAUUACCUCGCGGACAGCUUGCAAAAGAUUUAUUAAAAGAAGCGGAUGAAGAAACGAAAGCAAAUUUGAAAACUGCUCACGAAAAUGCUGCAAAACUUGUUUUCAAUUUGUUGGAAGCCGAACACCUGCUGUUGGCGGCAUCUUCUUUCACCAGUUCCAUAGUUGGGAAAGAAGGAGCUGUGGAUUCCGACGACGAAGAAAUAGAGAGUAGCGACGACGAAACCGCUGCGGCUGCAGCUGACAGCGAUAUCGAGUCAGUGUGUUCUGAUAAGCAGCGUCUGGUGAAACGGUCUCGCGUAAAAAAGUCCGAUAUCGAGCGGAUUGGAGGUAAUCCUGAGGCUGAAGAGGAUGAAGAAAUUUACGACGAUGAUGAUUUCUAUCAGGUUCUUCUGAAAGAAUUGAUAAGCAAGAAAUCAAACAAUACUCAGGAUCCAGUUGCAAUGACAAGAUAUCUUCCUAUCCCUAAGCUUGUGAAUUUCCAUCCAGCAAUGCCAGAAAUGGUAGAGUGGAGUCAUGAAACACGGAACGAACUCUUUAAAUCUUUAUUUUCCUAA